GCUUCAUUAAAGAUGAUGUGUCUUAAGUCAAUCAGUCUGCGGAAGGCCGAGACUUGGUCUGCAGCCCUGUCCGUCGUGAAUGGUACUGCCGGGCGGUGUGGCCUUUUCUUACCAACGGCCCUAGUCCGCUUUGAGCUCGCUAAAGGGUUAACCCUAGGAAAUGCCAAGAGCGAAAAAGCGCACCACAACGAGACUUGCGAUCUCGAAGUUCCAGCGGCCGACCGAAAGAAAAGCGACAAAACUUCUCACCCGACAUCGAGGACCACCCCGCUCGGCAACCACAUCAAGAUGGUCCGUUACGCUGCUCAGGAGAUUCCGGCCGCUAAGAGCGCCCGCGCCCGGGGCUCUUACCUGCGCGUCAGCUUCAAGAACACCCGUGAGACCGCUCAGGCCAUCAACGGCAUGAAGCUCCAGCGUGCUCUUACUUUCCUUGACAACGUCACCAACAAGCUCGAGGCUGUCCCCAUGCGGAGGUUCGCUGGCAGCACCGGCCGUUGCGCUCAGGGCAAGCAGUUCGGUGUCAGCAAGGCUCGCUGGCCCGAGAAGUCCGCCAAGUUCCUCAUCGACCUCCUGAAGAACGCUGAGGCCAACGCCGACACCAAGGGUCUUGACACUGGCAACCUUGUUGUCAAGCACAUCCAGGUCAACCAGGCCCCCAAGGGCCGCAGACGCACCUACCGUGCUCACGGUCGUAUCAACCCCUACAUGACCAACCCUUGCCACAUCGAGCUUAUCCUUACUGAGGGUGAGGAGGUUGUCCAGAAGGGUCCCGUUGCCAAGGAGGCUCACCUCUCCUCUCGUCAGCGUGGCCUCCAGGUCCGCCGUGCCAUCCAGGCAUAAGCGGUUCAUGGGUGUCGGGGGUGAGGUAGUCGGAAAAUGAAUGGGAAAGCCGGAGUUUUCUGUUGUACGGAACAAAUACCUUUUUACGGAAGGAAUACAAAAGAAAUUUCUACAAACUGAACAACCCUUCGAAAUCUAUGGGUGGAAGCAUCAGUUCUUCCCUCUUGUCAUGAAUAUCUCCUUAAGCGUUGAUCAUAUCCCGAAUAUCUCACGAUCACUAUGUGAUUUCUCGGGGGGAAGGGAUCAUUUGUUUCAAUAGUCCCCUGGCUUUGCAGACAACCCAUGGUGCCAUGCAAUAAUUGGAUGCUUGGCUAGGUACAGGCUGGAUCGGACAUUUUAUUCUCAUACUUCAGGAUACUGUUGAGCUUUGUUUCACGAAUGGGAUACGGAAAUCUAUAUUAAUGAGGUUCGGGAGAAAUGCCGAUGAUCUUGCUUGUACUAGAAAAGUCAUACAUGCGUCCAUGUUUAACCGUCGGGUGCUGAAUACGUAAGUUAGACCGUAAUGAGGACUUCCGUAGUCUAGUUGAUUUAUGGACGAGCGUCUGCAAUAUACGAGACAUGAUACUACGUAGUCGUCAGAAGGUGUAGCCAAG
Molecule: messenger RNA, 1433 nt
Organism: Aspergillus caelatus
Lineage: Eukaryota; Fungi; Ascomycota; Eurotiomycetes; Eurotiales; Aspergillaceae
Gene: rpl17
Product: 60S ribosomal uL22 domain-containing protein
Exons: 4
Coding region: 13-840 (275 amino acids)
Biological process (GO): cytoplasmic translation
Cellular component (GO): cytosolic large ribosomal subunit; ribosome
Molecular function (GO): structural constituent of ribosome
Source: RefSeq, a predicted model, not a curated record